Messenger RNA from Stylonychia lemnae, 591 nucleotides. Lineage: Eukaryota; Ciliophora; Spirotrichea; Sporadotrichida; Oxytrichidae. The record is from the annotation of a GenBank genome assembly.
AUGAUUAACAAGCAAGAACUAUCUCUUGAAUUUGGAAUAAGACUAUUAGCUUACUUAACAAGCACUAUCAUUUCGCUUAACUUGAUAAAUCUCAUAAAGAAUUUCAAUGAUUUGACUUACUAAAAAACCAAUGCCAUUCUAGAUACUUAUCAGAUAAAAUAUGACAUCAAGCUUUAGAGAUUUUAACAAUUGCUCAAAUUGAUUGCAUUCAGUUACAUCUUUACAGCUUUGGCUCUAUUUAUUUCCUAUUCUAUUCUGAUAAUUAAAGAAGUUUCUUAGGUUGCAUCUCAUGAGUAUUUUAGCGUGCUUGCUUAUUUCAUGUUAAUUAGGCCAUCUGAUCUAAUAAUAACGAUUGUUACUAUGACUGUUUGUUGUCUUUAGAUAAAACUAAUAAACAAAUAUCAAGAGUAUAUUUAACUUGGAUUGAUCUAGCACAGUUAAUUUCAUCCUAUUAUAAACUUGAAGAAAUGCUCAGCUCUAAAGUCAAAGGCCAAAAAUGAGAAAGAAAAACAAUAGUCUCAACCGUCUUAUGUGUAGGAUUUAACUUAAUGGCUAAACAAUGAAUAAAAGACUUAAGGUUUUUAAGUUUGA